Molecule: messenger RNA, 2676 nt
Organism: Malassezia globosa CBS 7966
Lineage: Eukaryota; Fungi; Basidiomycota; Malasseziomycetes; Malasseziales; Malasseziaceae
Exons: 4
Coding region: 1-2676 (891 amino acids)
Biological process (GO): nucleobase-containing compound metabolic process; establishment of sister chromatid cohesion
Cellular component (GO): nucleus
Molecular function (GO): DNA binding; ATP binding; DNA helicase activity
Source: RefSeq, a predicted model, not a curated record
AUGUGUCGGAGGCCGCCGCAAAAACUUUUGCCUGUGCCGGGUAGCUCUGAGCCACAGAGUGACGAUGCUGCGAGGUCACGCGCGUUUCAUUUCCCCUACCCCACAGCAUACCGAAUACAACUCGAUCUCAUGUCCGCCCUGUUUGACACGAUCGAACAAGGCAAGGCAGGUGUGUUUGAGAGCCCUACAGGCACAGGAAAGACACUUAGCCUGCUCUGCAGUGCACUAACAUGGCUUGAGAUGAAUCGACAACGGCAUAUCCUGGGCGUCCGAGCAUCGACAGAGACGAAAGAGACUGCCACAGGUGGCGAAGAUGACAGUGAGCCUGAGUGGGUCCUUGCACAUGAAGAAGCAAGGCAACGAGAGUCUCUGGCAUUGUACGAAAAUGAGCUGCGUGAGCGCUUAGAUCGUGCCAGACUGUGCCUUCCAGGAACAAGGGCGGCACAGCAAGACGUCCGACCAAGUCGUGGCCCAAAACGAGCGCGCGUUGAUACCGGCAGCAGCGACAUCACAGACGACGACGAAUUUCUUGUGGAUGACUACAGCGAACGACCAAAGCCGAUCGUAUCCAAAGGACAAGCUGGAUCUGAUAUGAAUCUCUCAGACGAAGUGCGCGCAAUGAUGCAAGCAUACGAAGAACAGGGAUUUGCUGGCAGACAAUGUGGUGGCAUGGCGCCCGAGAACACACCAGAGACACGGCCAAAAAUCUUUUAUGCAAGCCGGACACAUUCGCAGCUUGCACAGCUGAUCAACGAAGUGAAGCGCACGCCAUUUGGAAAAGCACGCGAGCCGGUACGAAGCAUCAGUCUCGGUAGCCGGAAACACAUGUGUCUACAUGCGGACGUGCGCCGUGUAGGUGCUACGUCAGGUACAGAUGCAAUGAAUGAACGGUGUCUUGAGCUCAUACAAAACAAAAAGGGUCAGCGGUGCCCGUUUCUCCCGCCGCAUGAUGCUAUGGGUCAAGUUACAAUGGAUAGAUAUCGUGACCAUGCUCUGGCACAAGUUCAUGACAUCGAAGAGCUUGUGCAGCUUGGGAAGGACCUGCGUAUCUGUCCGUACUUUGGUACGCGACAUAGUGCGCGAAAUGCGGAACUUGUGACGCUGCCGUAUAACUUGUUGCUCCAGCAUGACGCUCGCGAAGCGCUGCAGCUUUCUCUUGAAGAAAGCAUUCUUCUCAUUGACGAAGCACAUAACUUGAUCGACACCAUCCUUGCGACGUAUACAACAGAGCUCACGCAAGCACAUAUUGAUGAGGCCACCGCACAGGUCGACGUAUACUUACAACGCUUUUCCAAGCGCCUGAAGGGUGUAAACGAGGAGCACAUACGGAUUCUUCAAGUGAUUCUACAUGCGAUGCAGUCAUUUUGCGCUGAGAUCUGCAAAAAUAAGCAGCAUAUGUGGCAACGAGAUACAUCCCUGACGCUGCCUGCAUUUAUGGCACAUCUGGGCGGCUCUGUGGACCAAAUCAAUCUCGUACGUUUAGAACGCUGGCUCAAAGAUACACGUAUUGCUCGAAAGAUUGGUGGAUAUGCCAACAAAGUGUGGGAACGUGCUCAGACAAGCGAGAAUCCAAGUACCUGGAGACCUGCGACACGCCCUUCAUGCAUGACACGUGCCAUGCACUCGCUCGAGGCUUUUCUGCUGGCCCUUUGCAAUAGGAGCAUGAAUGGGUGUAUUCUCGUUUCGAAUGAACGCGCUAUCAGUGGUGGCAGGGGUACUGACAACACGGUUAGCGGAGGUGUUCGCUUCAAGUAUCUAUUAUUGCAUCCUGGCGAUGCGUUCGAGCCUCUUGUUGCCGAUGCGCGUGCCAUCGUUCUCACUGGCGGUACGAUGGAGCCGAUCUCCGACUUUCGCACACAGCUCUUUUCCAAUCUACCCGACGAGCGUUUGUCAUUGUUUUCCUGCGGACACAUUGUGCCGCGUGACCACGUAUUGGGUGCCGUCGUGCCCGUCGGCCCCAAAGGGCACACACUCGAGUUUACUCACGAGGCGUGGCAGCGCCCGUGCUUGCUGGACGAGCUUGGCAACGUGCUGUCGAACUACAGCAACAUUGUGCCGCAUGGCAUGGUCGUAUUCUUCCCGUCCUAUGCAAGUCUUGACAUGACGGUGGCGCAAUGGCGCAAGACUGGCAUGUUGGAUCGUCUGUCAAAACGUAAGCAAGUAUUCAUGGAGCCAAAGGAUGCAAAAGACGUCGAUACCAUUCUGAGGCAGUAUGCCUCGACCGUCAGUACGCCGCCACCAACGUCACCCAAAGGUGCCAUGCUGCUUGCUGUCGUUGGAGCCAAGCUAUCGGAAGGCAUCAAUUUUCAGGACGAACUAGCACGUUGUGUGGUGAUGGUGGGCUUACCAUUUCCGCAUUCUCAGAGCCCAGAGCUCGCGGAGCGCCUGGCUUUCGCUCGUUCUACACAACCACCAGAUACACGCUCUAGCACAGAUCCAGGUCGAGAUCUGUAUGUGAACAUGUGCAUGCGAGCUGUGAAUCAGUCGAUGGGCCGUGCCAUCCGCCACAGCGCCGACUAUGCGGUGUUCCUGAUGCUUGAUCAGCGCUAUGGACGCGAUUCCAUUCUCAUGCGCUUGCCUGGAUGGAUCCGUACUCAAGUGCAAGUGCAUGAGCGCUUUGGUUCGAGCAUCAAGGCUGUGGCACAGUUCUUCCAACAGAGAAAAAAGACAAAGUGA